UGCCUGGCACAGGAGCGGAGGAAGUAGCACGGGCUAUGGUGAGCCCGUAACUUGCCUGGCACAGGAGCGGAGGAAGUAGCACGGGCUAUGGUCAGCCCGUAGUGGACUUACCUGGCAUAGGAGCGGUGUUCCCCUGGAGUGAGACAGUAAUGUGUUUGUAAUUGACAAAUGAAUACGGAUAAUAAUAUAUUGAGGUGUUAAACGUUGACAAAAGUUCCCGAAAUGUUUGGCAGCAGCUCCCAAGUGGACCUUCACCAAGACAGAUGGUAGAAUGUCAUCUGUAAGAGGCGGCAACCCACCUGAUAUCUCUACUGCUGCUGCUGCUGAUUCUCCUGCUUCCUUAGUUAUCAUUCCUUAUCCUCCUCCUCCUCCUCGUCGUAAGUUUUCCCACGAGAAUUACACAAGAAGGAAAGGGUCUUCAGAAACUUUAAGAUCCAUCGUUUUAUUUGGGAUGGAGACGGCGCAAGAUUCCCCGCCACAUGAUGGACUUGUGUCUUCCAUGUCUCCACCUGAUUCACAACCUUACACUUGCCCUCCUGAUCUUCCUCCUGAGUUUUGUCCUUCGCCCUCAUCUCCUCCUCCUCCGCCACCUCCUCCUUCUUAUCUGUUUCCUGAACUAUCUUCAGAAGAUCUUCCAUCACCUCCACCUCCUUCCCAAAUGUUCCUGGAUGUGUCACUCCCGCCGCCUCCAUUAUACAUUCAGUCUUAUGAUCCACCCUCGCCUGAAAUAAAGUCUGAAUAUGACCCACCACUUCCACGUGGAUUUUCUUCACAGUCUGAACACCCAAAGUCUAAUUGGUCUUUACCACCUCCUCCUCGGCCUUCGCCUCCCCCUCCUCCUACUCCACCAGUCCGUCAGGCAUCUAGAGAAAAUUUGGCUGUCCUUCCACAUUCUCCAGUUGUUGAGAAGUCAAGUGUGCGAGAAUCGAGUGAGUACAAAACACCUGAAGACUCCAAGACUCCACAGUCGUCAAAUGAAACUGCUGAUGACUUCCACAAACACAUUAUGGAGCGACCACCUUCAAGCAUAAUAUCUUCCUCAACACUUACAGCAACUUUUCUUCAGACGCCAGAAUCUGGAAUGUCUCCCCUGCCGCCACAUGCUCUCAGAAUCUCCCCUGUUUCCACCGAUGCCAUCACUCCGUCGUCACAGAUAACCGACACUGAUUUCACCUUGACACCUACAUUCAGUGACCUCACCUCUACUCCAAAUUUUUAUGACAACAAGGAUUCAACCCUUGACAUGGACACUCCUGAGGUCACGCCACAGCUCUCAGAAACGCCAGGAACCUCUCCUGAUAGUCCAACAGCAGUUUCAAUCUCUCCUGUACCUAGAAAAUUUGACCCUGACAAAACAUUACUUUUGCCUCCAUAUUUCUCAUCUCCAACGACUUCGGAAAUAUCGGACGCAGCACAUUCAACAAUGAGUAAGUUAAGCCCAUCUAAAUUUGACAGUGAGUCAGAGUCUGAGAAAAACAGCAGUGCUUUUAGUGAAAGUUCAGACUUUGGGACUCUGGUUGGCCCCAAUACAACUACCACUUCUACUGCCGGACAAGCGCAGAUUUUGUCUCCAGUUUCCACUGAACUUCCAUCUCUCUUCUCUCUUCCAACUGAUAGCGAUACAAUAUCUGCAGACUUCGACUCCUUUGCUGCUGAUACUCUGUCGCCAUCAGCCGAGUUUGAUCCCUUUGCAGCUGAUGUGGAAACCUCAAGUGUUGAUACUCUUGUAACAGGUGGAACAGUGGAUGUCCAGAUGACUUCAUCCUCGCCAGGGUUCUCAGAUACAGCUUAUGCCACUGCCGACAGUGCUCUCGGAUCAGCCACAAUGUCUCCAGCUUUCACUGAUUCUUGCACCAUUACCCCAUUACCCACUGACUAUUUCACACCCAUUUCUACAAAUGCCACUACAACACCUAAUCCCUCGCCUAUUACUACUGAAGCUCUGAGUCCAAUACCAUCCUCGCCUUUACCUUACUUUGAUGCCUAUCAUCCUGCUGAACACACACUGUCAAUAACAUCAUCCCAAGAUCACUUGCUUCACUGUGAAGCCACCGGUAUAGAGAGACUAGUCAGAUGCCAAGCCUCAGAGACUAGUGUAGGAGAGAGCUCAACACACAGUUUACAAGCAAUGUCAUCUUACCCUCUAACUGGGUCCGUCGCCCCCAAGCACAAACCAUUGUGUAAAUCUCAAUUCCCAAUAAAUGCACAGGAUUCCGAGGCUGAUAAAUAUCCCGCACUAGAUAAUAAACUUGAGAUGAGGAACGUUAAGCAGGAGUUGCAUAGAGAAGUACAAGAUUAUGAGGAGAAUGGGGGAAUUAAAGAAGCAGAAGAGGAACCAUCCAGGCACCAGACUAUGGAAAGCACCCAAAGUGAUGCAGAAAAUGAACGGUUUCAUGAAUCUGAAUCAGAAAUAAAAAAUAAAAGCCUAAUCGUGACAACUUCAUUUACAACUAAUGAUAAGGAAACCCUAGAAAUGAGCAGAAUAUGUGAAGUUCAAUUUAGUGGAGUUAGAAUGAGUGACGCAAUUCAGCAAAACAUGAAAAGCGAAGCAGCGGAACAUUUUGCCGAGGAUAUGAGCCAAGACUCGACCAAGGUGGACCAAGAUGUCCACCAAGCUCCUCUACCACCAUCGGCACAACCGGAGAUCAACAAAGGUAAAAGAUAUGAUGAAUUCCAUGAAGAGGUUCAUGAAAUUUAUGAAAUAAUGGAAGAUGUUAAUGGUAAUAUAAAUUAUGUACUGGAAGAUAAGCAAAAAGACCAAGAAAUCACUCGUGAAACAAUGAACUUAUUAGCUAAAGACACGAAGGAUAAGAAUCAAGAGCUUUUGCAGGACAUUUCAGGAGAAAAAGAAAAUAUAACAUCAAAAGAAUCUGCUGAAGUACUGAGCGUUACAAAAGACACUAACGAAAGAACAGAAUGCAGAUCUGAAGAAAGAGAUAAUGAACUACAAAAUAAAAAUGGAUUUACAUCAACAAAAGUCAAAAUUCCCAAGGCUAGUUCACUUCCCGUGUUAGCGAGUCCAUCAGGCACUCCAACAAAGUCUCUAGCUCCGGGAGAAUGGGUGCAAUCUUCGCUACCAUCUUCCCCAACUCCAAGAACUGCCAAUUCCUGUAAUUUUUAUGCAUUUCCUUGGGCUAGUUCUCCAUUAAAUUUAAAAUCAAUGCCAUUCUCUUCGCCAACUGUUCCCCAGGAGAACGUCCGUGCAGGGGUGACUAUGCCUUCCAGGAGACUUUCUCCAUCUAUAACACCUCAUAGUCUAGUAAAUGUUGGCGUAGUCACUCCUAGGAGAAGGCAAAAGACCGUCUCGCUUUCUGCAUCGCCUGAAGAAUCCUUGCAGCUCUUGGAUGCAGUAGUUGUGGAUUUAGAAAACAUCUCAGCUGGCAUCCCAUCUUCAUGUCCAAAGCAAAUGAUUUCUAAUACAGCUGCUCACAGCAAACUUAACGAUGAAGAGAGAGUUCCUCGUACUGCAAGCAUGUCUUUACAAGAAGAAAAGACUUCUUGCUUAAAUUCCAAUACCAGAUCGACGUCCAUAUCCAAAAAUUUAACACAAGAAGCUGCCUAUAAUUUGCAUACAGAAGCAGGUACGAUAUCAGAAUCCUGUACACAGCAUCAAGCCAGUUCAUCAAGCAGUGAAACAGAGGCUGAUGCUGCGAUUGUCAGACAUGCAACGACUAUAGGCACCAGCAACAUCACCCCGCAUGAUUCAUGUGAUGGAGACCACAUACAAGAUGCUAGGGAACAUCAAAUGUGUGUGUCAUCGGUAAAUAUAUGUUUGGUGGCUGCCCAACCUCAGAACAAACAUGAUACACCUCAGCCUCCACUUGUAACCCAAUCUCAGGAUGAUAUUCAUCCUGUUGAAGUAUUGGAUACAUAUUCAGAAUUGUGUACACAACCCCACGUCACAUCUUCAGUUGUUAACAGCAUAUCUUUCAGUAGUGCACUUAAUGUUUGUAAUCUUAAUAUGUCUAGUGCAUGUAGUGAUGUAAAUGUUUCGUCUCUCUCAUCAGAGAAUGUUGAUAACUUAGCAGCUUCCACUAAUACUGAUUCUAAAGGAGAACUUCAUGAAGAAAAUCCAUUAAGUGAACAUUUCACAAAGGAUGGAACAGUGCAGAAUGCUGAAGUUGAUAUACCUUCAUUUCAUGAUAAAAAUAUGUUAGUUAAAAAUAGUACCGGAAACAAUUGUGUGGUUUUAGACACUGGGAAUCAUGUUAAUGAACCUUUUUCUCACAUUCAAUCAUCCUUGUUAAGAGGUCAUUCUGAAAACACUCCUGAUAGUCAUCUUGACAGUGAAAAUAGUACUUUAGGAACUCACUCCAUCAUUGAUGAUACGAAACCUAAAAUAACCAGUGAUUCCCUUCCCUCACAGUCUUCUUCUUGUUCCUCAUUUGGCAGCAUGGUGGAAGGUGUUUCCUCACCUUGGCCAGCCUCAUGCGCCAAGUCUGCCCCUCAACCUCCUCCCAGGUCUUGUAUCAACACUCCCAGACAAGCUGCGGGAGCUCCUCUACCUCCUCCAAGGCAAUACAUGCUUGUUCCGAUAAACCAUCAUCAUCAUGGCACACAAAGAAGAUUUAGCCCUCCACCUGCUCCGCCUCGAUCCACAUCUAUUCGGAAAUCUCCCCCACCGCCACCACCUCCGAGAUCUGUUAUCCACACGCCAUCGGAGACAAGUGAAUGGGUUGAUUUCCCUCCACUCCCCCCACCUCCUUCUUCAUGCAUCAUUACCCCAACUACUCCUCCACCAAAGCUGACUCCUGUUCCAGAAGAAUCCUCAUCUCCAACCACGCCUCCUUCAACACGACCAUCACCUAGGAACUCGCAGACAGGAUCUACUCCCAAGAUGGGUGAAGAACGAACAACUGGAUCUUUAUCAUGCAACACUCCGUCACAAACUGUUUCCACAGUAACAGUAAAUACAUCUUUAAAACAAAAUGAUAGAAAUAAAGAUGAUCCUCCAGAUGUUCCACCACCUCCAAUAGAAGAUUAUGAAGACUUGCCACCAAUACUGCCUCCUCCUCCUCUAGAAGAAUCUGAAGUCGAAUCUGUGCUUCCACUUCCUCCUCUGCCCAAUGUUUUUGUAUGCCAACCUCCACGGCCGCCCCCACCACCUAGAGUUAUGCCUCCACCUCCACCACUUCCUCCGCCUCCUAAUGUGUGCUUCUUUUCUCCCGACCCUUCUGUAAGACCUCUGGUAUCUUCUGAUCGCGAUGCUUUAUCCUCUAGUCCUUGCAGUAUUCCUCCUCCUUCUUCAGAGUCUGAAACUACAACCUCCAUGUUUCCGCCAACUUCAACAGCACCACCUACAUCAGACGUGCCUGAAGCUCCUCCAUUACCAAUGCCUGGUCUUAAUCUUUCAGCAGCUUCACCAUCGAUGCCCGUUUUGCCACAUUCACUCACAUCCGAAACCAAAGCCUUAGCAUCUUCGGCGCCACCCAAAUCUCCAAUUUCAUUUGCCUCCUUGCCUCCAAGAGCACAUUCUCCUACAUGUGGUAUACCUGGGGCUCCGAAGUCACCUCUAAUAACAACAUCGCCCUACGGUAAAAUAGUCAUUAUUCGUUCAGAUCUGCCAUUGCCAUCACCAGAAGAAGAAAUAAGAUUGACGUUUGCAAAUGUAAAGGACUGGGGGAUAUUGGAUGAGGAUGUUGAGACGCUCUCCCUGUACACACAGUUACGCCCAGUCAUUCAACAGGGACCACAAUGUGGUAUAGUAGCUCUAAGCAUGGCUUCACAAGUUUUUCCGGAAACAGUUGAAGUUGUGGAGUUGCUUGAAGCUGCUAAGAAACUGGGUUACUCGUGCCAUGGAGAGAUGUUCAGCUGUGAUGCCAUGGCCAAGCUUGCUGGAGGUAUUAAUGGUAUGGAGGCUACAGUGCGAAGAGAUGUCUUGUGCAACCCCAGAAAUAUACUCGAACUUCUGAUGCAGGGAGACUUGAUCCUUGUGCCCUAUGAUGCAGAACGCAAUCAUAUGCCAGGGCUACGAAAUGGCUACAAGGCUCACUGGGGCGUCGUAUGUGGUUGUCUAGUCCAAUGUCAGUCCCUAAAUAUGUAUAUGGGAGGGUCAUCCAAGAUAGAUAAUAAUGUUGAUCAUUUAUGGCAUCUGCGUCCAAGAAGCAGAGUGGGCCUUUUACCCAAGAGCAGGGAUGGCAGCAUCACACCCAUAACACCAGUAGUACCCGCAUCUCCAAAAUUAGGAUGCAGAACUUUAAGAACACCAGAAAUACAAAGUACUUUCCAAGAGUCUGAUAGUUUAAAGCAUACAGUGAAAUCUCAUAAAGAAUGUUCCCUAACCAGGAGUUCUGAAGCCGAUAAUCGGAGCAUCAGCGGUAGUCGAGUAACUACUCCAAUGUUGCCCGAAGUUCUGCAAGAUGAAGUUAAACUUAUAGUCUUGUGGAGGCAAGGUAAGAGUCGAAAACUGGUGGCAGCUCCCCUAGAGCAGUUGUGCGAGAGCAAUGACCAGCUAAUAUCGUACCCAGCAGCCACAACUGAUCACGAGAGGGAGUAUGUCAUUGGCUCAGUACAAGAUGGGCUUGCUGGUCAAGUUGUGGUGCUGCACAAGACUAAAACAGCACUCUCUGACCUGGUAGGAAUACUACAGCAGGAAAAAUUGUGCUAAAACUCUUACUCUUUUAACGAUGAUUGAUUAUCUUGCGUAGGUAAUGGACUCCAGCGGGGGCAGGGGGGCUUUUUUUUUUAAUCGGUGAAUAAUUAUAGGUGGUAAGUCUGAAGGUACUGUAUGUGCUCAAAACUAAUGUUACAUUACAUUACAAAGAACAUUACUGUUGUAAAGCAACACUUACACUUGUAGCCUAAAAUAAAUUUAGCCUUUGAAGAGCACCAUUGACUAGAGUACAGUACUGGUAUGCAUCAUCUUAUCCAUUAUUCCAAGAGCAGUAAUCUUCAUGAAUGGUUUUCAUUAGUUAAGAGAAUACAGCAUUUCAAGCUUUCAUACACAACUCUUUUUGUUCAUUAGAUUUUCUUUGCUCAUUUUUUCUCAUACGGCUAAUUUCACUUUUUUGUUCCAAUAGUUGUACAUUUAAUGAGUCAAAUGAUCCAUUAUUACCAGAUACACAUUGUAGGUUUAAGUCAUUCAUUUAGCUGUCAUAUAAAUCUAAAUUCAUGCCAUACUUAAAUUAGGCCUUAACUGUAAGGCAUUGUUUAUUUAUUUCAAGCUCAAUGUGAAAGUUAAGAUGGUAAAUGGUUAUGCAACGCUUAAUAAAGUAUAUUUUAGAUUUAACUUUAAAAACAUGAUUUAUAUAAUUUCAUAAUUUUAACACAUUAUCAAAAUAGUAAUGCAUAAUAAUGUAGUGUAUGGCACAUACAGUAUUCACUUUUUUAUAUAUAAAUGUUAUACAUUUUCUUGGCAACCCAUUUGUAUUACACUUGUUAACAAAGGACUUAUGUUUAUAUAUUUUACAGCGUGUUAAUUCUUGUGAAUACUGCGUAUAGUUGGUGGCUCCAAGGAUACUGAUGAUAAACUUGAGGUUAGCCAAUUGAAGUUAUUUACAGGAGUGAUGACAAUGAAUGAUCUCUAUAUGGUAUUUGGUUUACUUAUAUUAUCGGCCUUGUAAGGAAAUAUUAGUAAACUGCAAUCUUCUCUUUAAUUAUAGUCUUAAAAUCAGUGAUAACACAGCACAACGAAAUUGCAAAACAUUACUUACCCGAGAGAAUGGGCUUGGCGCCAUCUUUUGAUAAUUACUUACUUACCCGAGAGAAUAUUGAGGCCAUGCGAGCGAACUGAGCUGACAUCCCAGGUAUAAGCAGUACCCACUGAACCAUGAUGAGCUCACUGUGGUUUAGUUAGUAGUGGAUUGUGCCUGAGCUGUCCUGGGAUGCGGGUUCAGUCCAAUUGCAUCGCCUCAUUGUCGUCAUCAGUGGUAAUAUUAUUUAUUUAUUUUUUCUACGUGGUUUUAAUAUAUAAAUUAAUAGGUUUCAGGUAACAAUGGUGCUUAUGAAAUGUGUUAAGAUAGGGAUAAUGUUCAAGAUAUUCUUGAAAAGAAAAAAACACGUGAAUAAGCAAUUAAACAUUGAACAGUAACAGCAAAACUUAGUUGCUGGUUAGAUGCACCUUUGUUUCCGUUACUUUCAUAUAGUUCGCAUUUGCCAGUAAUGGAACAUGAAAGUUAUCAACAGACUGUUGCAAGAAUACUUUACAGAAUUAUGAUCCGAAUUUGUACAAUUAAUUUACGUAAAGUUAUAUAGUAACUACUUAAAAUGUGUACGAUAUUUUAGUUUAUGAAUGAGUUACAUAAUAAAUAUCACAGAGGAUCAAAGAAGUUGAAUGGUUUUAGAUGCAGAAGUUGCAAGUAGUAAUAUAAUAGACAUUAGAUGUACGACUAGACAGUACAGUAUAUAACAUUCACGUUACAUAAGUGCCUAUUCCAGAGCUGUGUGGCUGGGGGUAAUAUUGGUGCUCCAUGGCCGAUAUCAACCACAAAUAUUCGAGUGUUAAAAUAUAUUUAAAUAAAAAUGACUCACAGUUUGAGGAAAGCUUUAUAGAGAGACUAAGGUGAAAAUUAUAUAAUGUGUUUACAAAAUAUAUGUCGAGUUAUAUUACAUGUUACACCACUGCAAUAUCUUUUAUUAAAGAUAUUAUUAUGAUGUACAGUAUGCAAGAUAUUAUUGAAGAUGUAAGAUCUGUAUGCAAGAUAUUAUUAUUAUUAUUAUUAUUAUACACAGAGAAAUCACAUUAACGUGAUAUCUCAAAGAACAAAUCCACAGGAGCUUUACACAUGUUGUAGCUCAGUCGAUUAGGCAGCGUCUGGGAUGCUCCCGGACGCAGGUUCGAAUCCUCAUCAUGGCCCUUGUGGAUUUGUUCCAAUCCACAGGAGCCUUGAUGAGGGUUCGAACCUAUGCGCUGAUUUGUUAAUAUACAGUAUAUAAGUUGCUCACUCUGUGUGAGGGCCAGCUCGGCUCUCUAUAACUCGGAGUGGUAAACAGUAUGCCAUGAACUAGAAAAACACAUUUACUAAAGCUAAUAAAUGGCAAUGUUAUUGACUUCAAUAGUUACUCAUACUUUUACUUUUUAUUACCGAAAAAUAUAUUUACUAUAUAAAGCUUUAUGCUAGAUGUUAUCACAGUGACAUCUUUUGCAGCUAUGCAUGUUAUUUGCCAAACUCUAUACUAACACAACCUAUUGUACCUUCUUGUACGUGUAUAUAUAUAUAUAUAUAUGAAAGUGCAGUGGAAGCAUUUGCUGCUUAAUUUUAUCAACAUACGCUAUGAUAGGACUGUUGACUAAUAAACAUUAUUAUAC
Messenger RNA from Procambarus clarkii (red swamp crayfish), 9247 nucleotides. NCBI's taxonomy places the organism in Eukaryota, Metazoa, Arthropoda, Malacostraca, Decapoda, Cambaridae. The record is from RefSeq and is a predicted model, not a curated record.